AUGGCGAGCACUGGGAUUUCUCACAUCGGGACGGUGAAAUCCAAAUUGACCGUUCGAACCAUGAAAGAGGAGUUCUUUUUUGUUCAUUCCUCUGCUUUCUCCGGCCCAAUAGCAUACGACGCUACUGCUGACAAGGUUGUCGACCCCAUCCCGGAACUAUCACCCGACGAGCAGUUGAUAAUGGAAAGGUUAUCGGACAAUUUUGUUCGAUGGGUGGACCCUGAUGAAGCGAUACUUGGUAUGGCUGGUGUGAGUCCUCAUUGGAACCGUUUGGGUAAGAAGCUAGUAGAGGUGUUUGAGGGAAAAAACGUAACACUUCUUGACCGACUCCAUCAAAAGAAAUUUGUGAACACCACCCUAGUGACGGAGUAG
Lactuca virosa is the source of this 372-nucleotide messenger RNA. Lineage: Eukaryota; Viridiplantae; Streptophyta; Magnoliopsida; Asterales; Asteraceae. The record is from the annotation of a GenBank genome assembly.